This is a messenger RNA of Cheilinus undulatus (humphead wrasse), 3016 nucleotides long. It is a transcript of the gene shmt1, whose product is annotated as serine hydroxymethyltransferase 1 (soluble). Bases 107 to 1555 code for a protein of 482 amino acids. The record is from RefSeq and is a predicted model, not a curated record. Gene Ontology annotation, biological process: folic acid metabolic process; protein homotetramerization; purine nucleobase biosynthetic process. Gene Ontology annotation, cellular component: cytosol; nucleus; cytoplasm. Lineage: Eukaryota; Metazoa; Chordata; Actinopteri; Labriformes; Labridae. The transcript has 12 exons. Gene Ontology annotation, molecular function: protein homodimerization activity; mRNA regulatory element binding translation repressor activity; glycine hydroxymethyltransferase activity.
GUCAUAACACCAGCUCUGACGUCACAUGCUAGCAGCUGUCGGCUGGUCACUGCUGUCUUUCCUCGAACAAAGUUAAAAAUAGUCGUCAAACCGAGAAUCAUCAGCCAUGUCUCUAACUAACGGACACCACGUGAGCAAAGAAACAUGGGAUUCCCACAACAAGAUGAUGCUGGAGCCUCUCUCAGUCAGCGAUGCUGAGGUGUUUAGCAUCAUAAAAAAAGAGAAGCACAGGCAGACGUAUGGGUUGGAGCUGAUUGCGUCUGAAAACUUUGCCAGCAGAGCCGUCCUGGAGGCUCUUGGCUCCUGCAUGAAUAAUAAAUACUCAGAGGGAUAUCCUGGUCAGAGGUAUUAUGGAGGUACAGAACACGUCGAUGAACUGGAGAGACUCUGCCAGCAGAGGGCGCUGCAGGCUUAUGGGCUUGACUCAGAGAAAUGGGGAGUCAAUGUGCAGCCGUACUCAGGCUCACCUGCAAACUUUGCGGUGUACACGGCCGUGGUGGAGCCUCACGGCAGGAUCAUGGGACUGGACUUGCCUGACGGAGGUCACCUGACACACGGCUUCAUGACAGAGAAGAAGAAAAUCUCAGCAACAUCCAUUUUCUUUGAGUCCAUGCCGUAUAAGGUGAAUCCAGAAACCGGCUACAUCGACUACGACAGACUGCAAGAAAACGCUCGACUGUUUCACCCCAAACUCAUCAUCGCAGGGACGAGCUGUUACUCCAGAAACCUGGACUAUGCUCGUCUGAAGCAGAUCGCCGUUGAGAACGGAGCGUACCUGAUGGGAGACAUGGCUCACAUCAGCGGGCUGGUGGCUGCAGGUGUCGUACCUUCACCUUUUGAGUACUGUGACAUCGUUUCCACGACGACACACAAAACCCUGCGAGGCUGCCGUGCCGGACUCAUCUUCUACAGGAAAGGUGUGCGUAGCGUGGAUGCUAAAGGUAAAGAGAUGCUUUAUAACCUGGAGUCGCUCAUAAACCAGGCGGUGUUUCCAGGGCUGCAGGGCGGACCACAUAAUCACGCCAUAGCAGGUGUGGCGGUGGCUCUGAAACAGGCCAUGACUCCAGAGUUCAGAGCGUACCAGAUGCAGGUUCUGUCAAACUGUAAAGCUCUGUCCAACACUCUGAUGGACCUGGACUACAAGAUCGUCACCGGCGGCUCUGACAACCACCUGAUCCUCCUUGACCUGCGCAGCAAAGGAACCGACGGAGGACGAGCCGAGAAGGUUCUGGAAGCCUGCGCCAUCGCCUGUAACAAGAACACCUGUCCAGGAGAUAAGAGUGCUCUGCGCCCGAGUGGUCUGAGGUUUGGCUCUCCAGCUUUGACCUCCAGAGGUUUGGUGGAGGACGACUUUAAGAAGGUGGCAGAGUUCAUUCACAGAGGUAUUGUUCUGACCCUGGAGGUUCAGAGGAGUUUGGAACCGAAGGCGACGCUGAAGGAGUUUGUGGCAGCUCUCACUCAGGGAGAAAAGUUUCAGCAGCGAGUGGUGGAGAUCAGGGCAGAGGUGGAGGCGUUCGCCGGUCAGUUCCCGAUGCCGGGUCUCCCUGAGCUGUAGACGGUUCCCUUCAGGCUCUGCUGGAUCUCUGAUUCUUAAUUCUGAUGCUUACAAUUAUGAUGAGGUUUGGUGCUGUUAGGUCUGAGUAUUUCUGAUAAAACUGUCCGAAACAGCAUGUGGAGCGAGUGAGCAUCAGCGACAAAAUAAGCUUUAUCAGUGUCCUUUUAUAGCGUCCUAACAGCAUACAAGUGAUUUGAUGCCUCAUUUUUAUCCUGCUGCUCUGUUUCUAUUUUUUAGAGGAACAAAGGUUAACUGACAGGGUGAUUGGAGCUUCCUACAGGGAUGUUUCCUUGAUAUUCACUUUUCUCACUCUGUAGAGCUUGUUGGUUUGUUUUAUAAGUGAGAUAGUCAUUUCCAUAUCUGUUAGAAACAUUUUGCUCUGACUUUUGCUGACACAGGAGCAAAACUAUUUGCUUCACUGUUGUCGAAGGCAAACAAGAAAACAAAUCGUUCUUCUGUUUUUCUGGAAAAUAUUUCUAUAUGAAAUAAUUGUGCAAGAUGUCGUACUUUUAGAAGGUAAAACUGAAAUUAACAGAGCAGAGGAUUCAGUAUUUAAUGGAUCUAGUGCGGACAGCAAACAUCCGAUACUGCAAAAUGGGACGUGAUAUGCUGCUUGCAUGCUGUUAGAACACUGUCUUAAAAGGAUAUUUCAGUAUUUUUGAUGUUGGGCUGGAUGAGGCCAUAUGAGAUGGCAUUAGCCUCCAGGGAUUUUAGUGAGCAUUGCUCCUUUAAGAAGGACUCACUGGUUGUACCAGCAUACGUUUGAGCCAACAUUGUUUUAUGACCAAUUUUUACUCAAAACUCACUAAAUUCCAAGGAGAAACUGUACCCAUCUAUUCUGCUGUAUAGCCUAGCUUCCUGGCCGGUAGCAAUGCUCUCUGAAAUCAAUGGUGGCUAAUGCCACUCUGCACUUCAUAUGACUCAACUUCAAAAAUAGUGAAAUAUCCCUUUAAUCCUGUUAUCACAGAAAACAGUUUCAUCUUUGAACAGAUUUGAUUGAAUGUUAGAAUCUGCUUUAAAUUUUCUGAAAUGGUUUGGUGAUUUUUUGUCUGUUUUUUAUUGGAUAUUUCUUUGAUUUCAGAUCCUGUGAUCACAUUUGAGCUUUAAUGCUGUCAAAAUUUUUUUUUUUUUCAAAGUCAAAGAUGCAUUCUCUACCAUAUUGGAUAAAUAUUCAGGUAAAAAUGUGGGUUAGUUUUAUAUUUAAUUCAAGUCGAAGUCAUCCUGAUGAAAUCAUUCCUGUUGUCAGGCUUUUAUCGAGUUCACACAGCCUCAAAGCAAAACUUCAUCAAUUUCUGGUUGAAAACAGGACUUAGCAUUAUGUUUACUUUAAAAUAAAAGUCUUCACCAAAAGGUUUGAACUUUAAGACACACCUGUUGUAAAAUGAAUUGUUGUCUUUAUUGUUGUUUAUUCUGGUUUGAUUCUGUGAAUUCAUGACUACUGAUUAAAAUAAAAUCAUCAAA